AUGUCAAUCAAAGUAUUUAUUCAUGCCUUGGUGAUGUUUGUGAUAUUGAUCAUUAGUGCUAAUGCUCAAGUAUUCAAUGUCAUGGAUUAUGGAGCUACCGGAGACGGAAAAAGUGACGAUUCUUUGGCAUUUUCGAAGUCAUGGAACGAGACAUGCAUGGCAUUGGGAAACCCUACACUGAUAAUUCCGAAAGGAAAGACAUUUUUGCUAUCUCUUACAACAUUCUCAGGCCCUUGCAAGUCUACCAACAUUAGCAUUAUGUUAUCAGGAACAAUUGUAGCACCUAAUGGCCCAAAGGAAUGGAAAGCAAGUGAUAUUUCAAGAUGGUUGACAUUUAAGGACAUACAUGGACUUACAGUAACUGGUUUUGGCCUAAUUGAUGGCCGUGGUAAGGACUGGUGGGGUGUCUCUUGCAGAUACUAUAAGAAUAAGGAGUGUCUCACCCAAAUGCCCACCUUUUGCCGCCGCCUUUUUCCGACUCCCAUGCCAUCCUCUGACCCGCCGUUCGUUUGUCUUCCACCAUGGAAGACGAAUCAGAGUUCGUCUCCCAUGGUGAAUGGUGGUUUGUCUUCCUUUAUGGAAGACGUACGAGAUCUGAUUCGUCUUUAUCAAGACGAUCAGUCAGAGCUGUUUACAGGAGGGGCGCAUCGGGCAGUAAGAUUUGAAAAUUGUGAAGAUAUUCGAAUGAACAAUAUAUACUUUGUAAAUAGUCCACAAUGUCACAUUCUGGUAUCUGGAUGCCGAUAUGUGGACUUGAGAUUUUUGAACAUAAAAGCUUCUGCAGAUAGCCCCAAUACUGAUGGCAUUCACAUUUCUUCUUCUCAUAAUGUCUCCCUUCAACAUUUGACUAUCGGUACCGGUGAUGAUUGUAUUUCGAUUGGGGAUUAUACAAGCAAUAUCAAUAUUGUUGGUGUUCGUUGUGGACCUGGUCAUGGUAUAAGCAUUGGAAGCUUAGGAGGAGGAGGAAAUGAGGUGCAAGUAGAGAACAUCACAGUUCAUGAUGCCCAUUUUUAUGGCUCUACCAAUGGAGUUCGCAUCAAAACAUGGCAGGUAGGGCGAGGCAAUGUAAAAAAUAUUCAUUUCUCCAAUUUGACCUUCGAAAAUGUGGACAAUCCGAUAAUUAUUGAUCAACAUUAUGGCGAUCUUCGAGCUCCACCUACUAAUACUGGAGUUCAUAUAAGCAAUGUGAGCUACUACGGAGCGACGGGGAGUUCGAAGACGAAGGUGGCGAUAAAUCUGAACUGCAGCAGUAUUGUUCCGUGCACCGAUAUAACAUUAGAGAAUAUUAAAUUGGAUUCAGCUGUAGCAGGCAACAAGCUCUCUUCUAGCUGUAACUUUGCUCAUGGAUUCACUAAAGGAUACGUCACUCCAUCUUCUUGCCUUGUACAAUAAGUUUCACCAAACGAAACCCUAGAAAUUUCAUGUUCUUACAUGUUUUGACCAACUUGCUUUGCUGGACUCUUUGUCUGUAAUGUUGUUGUUGUAUU
Messenger RNA from Mercurialis annua (annual mercury), 1487 nucleotides. Its product is annotated as probable polygalacturonase At1g80170. NCBI's taxonomy places the organism in Eukaryota, Viridiplantae, Streptophyta, Magnoliopsida, Malpighiales, Euphorbiaceae. The transcript has 10 exons. The record is from RefSeq and is a predicted model, not a curated record. Bases 1 to 1392 code for a protein of 463 amino acids. Gene Ontology annotation, molecular function: polygalacturonase activity. Gene Ontology annotation, biological process: carbohydrate metabolic process.